CAGUGUCGAUACUACAUAUCUGGGUCAGUUUGUGUCAGCAAGCUACUCACUACCACACCUGUGGUAGGUAUCCUGCAACGCGACUGGAACGCAGUACCAUCUUGCAAACAUGGCUCGGAUAUGCGACCAUGGCAUUCACUGUGCCACCCAGACUGCAAGAGAUCCAAUCCGCCCGACAUCUCAAUCCAGAUCCCAGCAACGUACAUCAUGUCUUCAGACGCGUUCCCAGGCUUAAAGAGCACCUCUCAGUCGUCGCAAGCUCGACAUCGGGCCCAGUCGACAUACCUUCUCGUAUCGGCGGUUCGGGGCCUCCACUUCUGCUUCUGGGCGGCUGCCCGCAGACCCAUCGAGUGUGGCGCCGUUCAGCCCCCGCGCUGGCCGAGCAUUUUACUGUGAUCGCUGCCGAUAUCUGCGGCUAGUCCUAAGGAGUAGGCUGAAGACUGAGAUAGAUGCUAUGUUUCAAUGCAAUGGCUCGUUUGAACCCUGGAUGUUGACGUCUGUGGAAGGCGUUUAGAAAGACAGAAGCGCUGUUACCCGCGUCG
Messenger RNA from Paraphaeosphaeria sporulosa, 542 nucleotides. RefSeq lists its product as uncharacterized. The coding region runs from base 129 to 419 and encodes 96 amino acids. The transcript has 3 exons. The record is from RefSeq and is a predicted model, not a curated record. Lineage: Eukaryota; Fungi; Ascomycota; Dothideomycetes; Pleosporales; Didymosphaeriaceae.